AGUCAGCAGAAUUCUUUGAGAUGCUGGAAAGAAUGCAGACUCCAAAGAUGGAAGAGCAGAAGAGCCAGAAAAACAAGGAUGAUUAUAUACCAUAUCCCAGCAUCGAGGAGAUUUUAGACAAAGAUACCACAUACCCUUUGAUUAUUCUGCCGCAAUUUGGUGGUUAUUGGAUAGAAGACCCAGAAAACAUAAGCACUCCAACAUCGUCUGACAGCAGUAUUUGUGAUGAGGAGGAAGAACCCAUGAGCCCCAGCACAUACGGAUACAAACUAGAAUACAAGGGUUCUGCUCGGGCCUAUAGAAAGCACUUCUUGGGGAAGGACCAUUUAAACUUUUAUUGCACUGGAAGCAGCCUAGGAAACUUGAUCCUUUCUAUUAAAUGUGAAGAAGCCGACAGCAUAGAAUAUUUAAGAAUUAUACUCAGGUCAAGAGCAAAAACUCUACACGAACGAAUUCCACUGGCUGGAUUUAACAAACUUCCCAGCAUCCCCCAGAUAGCAAAGGCCUUAUGUGAUGAUGCCACCGGGCUUAAAUUCAACCCAGUUCUUUAUCCAAAGGCAUCCCAUUUGAUUGUUGCAUAUGAUGAACAUGAAAUCAAUAACACAUUCAAGUUUGGUGUUAUAUAUCAAACACUUAGGCAAACAUUUAGAAGAGGAAUUAUUUGGCAAUAAUGAAGAAAGUGCAGCUUUUAAAGAGUUCUUGGCUUUAUUUGGAGAUACUGUAUUACUACAGGACUUCAAAGGGUUUCGAGGAGGUUUGGAUGUGGCACAUGGGCAGACAGGGACAGAGUCUAUAUACACCAUAUUCAGAGAAAAGGAGAUCAUGUUUCAUGUAUCCACAAAAUUACCAUUUACAGAAGGAGAUACUCAGCAGCUGCAGAGGAAGAGACAUAUUGGUAAUGAUAUUGUGUGGCUAUUGUAUUUCAAGAAGAAAACACUCCCUUUGUCCCAGAUAUGAUUGCAUCAAAUUUUCUUCAUGCGUACAUUGUGGUACAAGUCGAGAAUUCAGAGACGGACUAUACAACUUACAAGGUAUCUGUCACUGCACGGGAAGAUGUGCCAUCUUUUGGUCCUCCACUACCAAAUCCGCCAGUAUUUCAAAAAAAUGCAGAGUUCCGAGAAUUUUUGCUGACCAAACUCAUUAAUGCUGAACAUGCUUGUUGCAAGUCUGACAAGUUUGCAAAGCUUGAGGACCGUACAAGAGCUGCCUUAUUGGACAAUCUGCAUGAUGACCUUCAUGUGCACACACAGGCCAUGCUUGGUCUUGGGCCAGAAGAGGACAAACUGGAAAAUGGAGCUCAUGGAGGAUUCCUGGAGUCCUUCAAAAGAGCUAUCCGAGUAAGAAGUCAUUCCAUGGAAACCAUGGUGGGAAGCCAGAAAAAGCAUCAGUCCGGGGGGAUAUCUGGAAGUCUGAGUGGAGGCAUUGUGCAUACGAGUGCUGAAAUGACAAAAACCACCUUCUCUCCCCCCGCCGUUGUGACUAAGACACAGUCCAAAAGCCCCAUAAAACGAAGAUCAGGUCUUUUUCCUCGAUUGCACACAGGGCCUGAAACCCAAAUGGAGAGCCGGACUCGCAGUGAUAGCAUGUCCACUACUCCGAAAACCCCAGACUGUGCACAUUCAUCGCAGGAUGUAAAAUCUGAAACCUCAUCGAAUCCCAGUUCUCCAGAGAUAUGUCCCAACAAAGAGAGACCCUACAUAAAACUGAAAGAGAAUGGCCGAUCCAAUAUUUCUCGUUCCUCGUCCAGUACAAGCAGUUUCAGCAGUACAGCUGGAGAGAGUGAGGCCAUGGAGGAGUAUGAGAGUGUGGGCAGCCAGCCAUUGACCGCAUCACCAUACAAACAGGAAGUGUUUGUCUACAGUCCGUCGCCUAGCCAUGAGAACCAUACUUCCUCUACCCCCGUAAUCAUGAGCAGGAGCCCCACAGAUAUAAAGAGUAGAAAUUCCCCAAGAUCCAACCUCAAAUUUCGUUUUGAUAAACUCAGCCAGUCAAGUUCCGGCUCCAGUACA
Messenger RNA from Staurois parvus, 2009 nucleotides. The record is from the annotation of a GenBank genome assembly. NCBI's taxonomy places the organism in Eukaryota, Metazoa, Chordata, Amphibia, Anura, Ranidae.